Molecule: messenger RNA, 4185 nt
Organism: Ictalurus punctatus (channel catfish)
Lineage: Eukaryota; Metazoa; Chordata; Actinopteri; Siluriformes; Ictaluridae
Gene: map4k6
Product: mitogen-activated protein kinase kinase kinase kinase 6
Exons: 32
Coding region: 414-3092 (892 amino acids)
Biological process (GO): protein phosphorylation
Molecular function (GO): ATP binding; MAP kinase kinase kinase kinase activity
Source: RefSeq, a predicted model, not a curated record
AAUAUCUCUACAGUGUUAAAUAAUUCUCUCAUUACAUAUAUCCAAUAUGGAACCUAUUACACUUAUAAUACACUUCACAGGGUUGAUUUCUUUGCCACACCGCACUCUGUCAAUCAAAGAAGUCUAGAGCUGUGUAUGAUAUCUCUCUCAGUUAAUCAAACAGUGUGUUCUUAAAGGUUUCGGGUUUAUUUCUAAUGCCAUUUCCAUGACACCAUGCACAGAAAGAGAGAGAGCAUCUCAGGAUAAAACAGAGGAAGAUACUGUCCAGGAGCCAUUUUCUUUCUCAUAGCUGCAGCACACUUGAUGCUAAUGAGGAAGUGGCGACACACAAGGGAGUCUGGUAGAAACAACAGCUUCACAAUAGGAAAGUCGUCCGUGUAUGGCAGACUAGCAGUGCAGAAACAUUGCACACCAUGGAUGCCAUCGGCGUCUUAAACACCAACCCGCUGGACGACUACGAGCUGAUCCACCGCAUCGGGAGUGGUACCUACGGAGAUGUUUUCAAGGCACGUAACAUUAAGACAUCGAUCAUCGCAGCCAUCAAAGUAGUCAAACUGGAUCCUGGAGAUGACAUUUCAAGCAUUCAGCAGGAGAUCACUAUGAUGAAGGACUGCAUGCACAAAAAUAUUGUGGCCUACUUUGGCAGCUACCUCAGAAACAACAAAUUGUGGAUCUGCAUGGAGUUCUGCGGAGGAGGGUCAUUGCAAGACAUCUACCAUGUGACUGGACCCCUGAAAGAGAGACAGAUAGCAUAUGUAUGCAGAGAAACACUACAGGGACUACAUUAUUUACAUAUGAUGGGGAAAAUGCACAGAGAUAUCAAAGGAGCCAACAUUCUUCUAACCGAGAGAGGAGAUGUCAAACUAGCGGAUUUUGGAGUAGCGGCGGAGAUAAAUGCGUCAGUUGUGAAGAGAAAGUCUUUUAUUGGUACCCCAUACUGGAUGGCUCCAGAAGUGGCAGCUGUAGAGAGGAAAGGUGGCUAUAACCAGCUGUGUGACAUCUGGGCAGUGGGCAUAACAGCCAUAGAACUAGCAGAACUUCAGCCACCAAUGUUUGAUCUCCACCCAAUGAGAGCUUUAAUGCUGAUGUCCAAAAGCAGCUUCCAGUCACCCAAACUGAAGGACAAGACCAAAUGGUCUAGAGAAUUCCACUAUUUCAUCAAGAUGGCACUUACCAAAAGUCCUCGGAAGAGGCCAACAGCUGAGAAACUGCUGCAGCAUGCUUUCAUUACCCAACUGUUGACACGUAAUUUGGUCAUAGAGUUGCUGGACACUGCCAACAACCCUGAUCUUCAGCAAACUCAGACUAUGGAUGACAGUGAUCUUGAGACAUGCAGGGUUUUUCCUGAUAAGAUUACAUCAUUAGCGAAACACCUGCCUGUCAGAAAAAGAAUUUCUGAAGAGCAGCUUGGCCUUGAAAAGUUUGGACCAUCCUUGCAGAAAGACACCGACCCUUGCCCGGAUUCAGUGGGACCCUAUGAUGAUUGGAGCUCUAUUGGGGAUGAGGAGGAAUCUCUAGGUUUACUGGAGUGUGUUGAGGAAGCUUUGCUUGAGAGGAGCUUAACUAUGAAGAGAGCACCCUCGGCUGAGGACUCGCCAACAGAAGAGGACAAAUACGCCACGGUGAAGAGGGUGGUUCCACAACCAGCUAAAAUUCAUUCCCCUGCAAAUCAAGAUAAAACUGCCUCCACCCUCUCUCCAAGUUCUUCCCCUCUCAUUGGCUCAACACCCCACACAGAUGCUAACCCCUGCCUUGUUAAUGAGUCAGCGUUACUGGUUGGCUCAACAGUCUCUGACCUUUCCCUCCUCACAAACAUCUCCCUCAUAAAUGACUCCACCAGUCUGGGCUCCCCAUGCAUGACUCCAACCAAUGAUUUAAUAACGGGAAGCUCCACUGCUAUUGAGCGAGGAGGGAACAGAGGUCACUCUCCUCCCCGGCAGCCACUCUCACCUGAAUGGAGCACGCUUAGAAGAAAAACAGAAGACUCUAAAGAUGAUGUUCACGGACUGCCACCUACACCUCAAGUGCAUAUGGGGGCCUGUUUCUCCAAGGUAUUUAAUGGCUGUCCCUUGAAGAUUCACUGUGCUGGUACUUGGGUUUUACCAAAGACCAGAGAUCAACAUCUAAUCCUAGGUGCAGAGGAGGGCAUUUACACUCUGAACCUCAACGAGCUCCAUGAAGACACUAUGGAGAAGUUGCUCCCACAGAGAUGCAGCUGGCUAUAUAUCAUGAACAAUGUGCUAAUGUCUGUCUCAGGAAAGUCCUCACAGCUGACCUCCCACAGUCUGCCUGCACUCUUUGAAUACCGUGAAAACAUGCAACGGCGCCAAGGUCACCUUUCGAUCAAUGCUCACCGCUUGAGUUCAAGAAUCAGCUUGAGGAAGUAUGCCAUGUCUGUGAAGAUCCCAGACACUAAGGGCUGUAGAAGGUGUAGCGUAGUACGGAACCCGUAUACGGACAGCGUGUUCUUGUGUGCUGCAGUGCCCAGUGGUCUGGUUCUCCUCCUGUGGUAUGAGCCUAUGCAGAAGUUCAUGCAACUCAAACACAUACCUCUAAAUCUGCCUGAGUCUUUGCCAAUCUUUGAGCUUCUGGUGCAGGAGAGCGAGGAACUUCCACAAGUGUGUGUGGGGGUGCACUCUGGAAAUCACGGCUCUGGAAAAGCCGUGGAUCAUCUACGAUUCAAUAUCAUCCCUCUUGACGAUGCACCUAGGGUACAUCCAGAUGGUGAGAGUCUCGAACUGAAACAAAUAACCCAACUGGAUAGAGACACAGUCCUCAUAGCUCUGGAAGACACUGUGAAAACUGUAAAUCUCCAGGGCUGCUCCAGCAAAGGCUUGGUUUCAGAACUCACCUUUGACUUCUCCAUUGAGACACUUGUGUGCUUGCAGGAUAGCGUUCUUGCCUUUUGGAAGCACGGACUUAAGGGAAAGAGCUUACAAAGCGGCGAGGUAGUGCAGGAGAUCACGGACGAGAGUCGCGUCUUCCACGUGCUUUGUACAAAUAAGGACAUCAUCUUACAAAGCACUCCCACGCACGAUCCUUCUGCCAUGUGCAACCUGUAUAUCCUUACAGGCCACGAGAGCAGCUAUUAAUGCAACUCAGGAACCUUUCAUUUAAACUACAGUUAUGAAGGCACUUCUGUCCUCUACAACAAAUAAAAGGGGAGUCCUCAGAUCCCAUAGGCGAGAGACGGAGAGCGCCGGCAUAAAUUGUGCCAGUGUGAGAAGUCCAACAGAUAGAAGGCAAGAAGAAGAGGAACGAAAGGGAGGGUUGAGCUCCCCACGGGCUGUGACACAACAGCAAAUCAACAGAGAGAUAAGAAGAUGAACUACAGUUAAAGACAACAAAGGACCAAAUUAAGCAAAACGACAAGGGUUUGUUUGGACUGUACUGUGGGUACAUGGUUUGGUAAUUUUAAUGUAGCAGACUGUUAGCAACAACUCGUAUGACGUUUAAACAGUUAUGGUAGCAAACAGCAAUGCUUGUCCUGUUCUCUGUUUUACUGAUGGUUGUACUACAGCAAAUCUUGACUGGUGUUGAUAGUGUGGUACUUUUGUAGAAUUUGGUGUUCGAUUUGUAGGCAGAUAAGCACAAACGAGUUGACUCGUGUGAUCAUCCGAUCAGAGAAAUAUAGUUGUUGAUUCUUCAUCUGACUAAUGAAUGUCCGUUGCACUGUGAAACUUACGAUGUAGAAAUCAACAGAGAGAGAGAGAGAGAGUAUUAAAACAUAUAACACUGUCUUGGAUCAUAUUAGUAUCUAUGUAAUACUAAUGCCUCCCAAUUAGUACAGGAAUUUUAUCAUCCUAUACUAAGAACACCAGCCUGGAAAUACACAACCAUAAGAUCAAGCAGCGUAAUCGUAAGAUACUAAAAAAAUACUAAAAUGCAUUCGCUAGAGGUACAUAAAAGAACAAAAACAAAAUUUCAUGUAUGUGGUGAAUAUCAUAACUGUUACAUCAUCAGGACAAUCUUCUUACCACAUUUCAUCAGUAUUCGUCAAAUCGCAGAAGUAAAAAUCAUCACGUGACCAAGACGUGGGUAUGAAUGGUACAUCCAGAAUCAAGUACAACAUUGUUAUUAAUUCGAAGUCAUGAAAUCUUAACGUGUGGGAUAUAAGCUAUUAUCACGCUUGUAAUUAGAUCGUUUGGGUUGUUGGAUUAAUUAAAUAAUGCCAUGAUUUUGUCA